Thermochaetoides thermophila DSM 1495 is the source of this 477-nucleotide messenger RNA. RefSeq lists its product as uncharacterized. The record is from RefSeq and is a predicted model, not a curated record. NCBI's taxonomy places the organism in Eukaryota, Fungi, Ascomycota, Sordariomycetes, Sordariales, Chaetomiaceae. The coding region runs from base 1 to 477 and encodes 158 amino acids. The transcript has a single exon.
AUGGCACCAUCAGUACGUCCCCCUACACCGACUUCCGAUUCCACCGUUCCCUCAAAAAACCUGAACCUAGCCCUUCAAAUGCCCAACUCUUCUUCAGCCGACCCCGAACCCCAUACGUCAUCGUCUCCCAGUCCUCCGACAUUGACUAACGAGUCCCCGUCUUCGGCAUCACAGAAUCGCGCGUCAGUUCGGCUUAGCACUUAUAGCAUGACCCCGUCGCUCGCUCCAUCGGUGGGCAGCCUCGAUCCAGAGAUCCGGCCGAUCGUCGACGGCCUGGAGCGCCUUAAGAACCCGCCGUUGGAGGAUAAGCAGCGGGUGUUCCUCAACGAGGAAAAACGCGAGAACCUGGCGCGGCUAGCUCUGAACGCAAAGCUGGAGCGGGCACUGUCCCGGCGCAUGACGAGCCAAGAUGCCGUCAUGCGGCCGCGGAAGCCGUCGGUGGUGGAGGUUGUCAACGAGAAGAAGGAGAAGGUGUGA